UGCCUACUUUUUGUUAGGCAUCGGUUCUUUUGUUAGCAGCCUCCUUUAAACCGCACGUUCCAUACAUCCCCACCCACACGCUUUUGCUGCUGUUGUGCUGUUGUAUCUCGGUUCUGAAACUCCAACGAACCAGCCGAGUCAGGCAUAAAUCGCCCCGCCAACCUCCCUCCCUCACUCACCGACGGCAGAGCGAGUCAGAGCGAUUCCCAAACUCUGACUCAGUUCUCUGCGCCAGCAAAAGCAUUCAAUCCUUGUUCUACGCUACUCAUCGAAAAAUGAGUGCAGUCGUGCAGGGUUUCACCAAGUCACUUGCCAUGACUGUGCUCUCGGAGAUCGGCGACAAGACCUUCUUCGCCGCCGCGAUCCUUGCGAUGCGCCAUCCUAGAAGACUUGUUUUGGCCGGUUGCCUAGGAGCUCUGAUUGUGAUGACUAUUCUUUCUGUUCUCGUCGGCUUGGCUGCUCCAAAUCUGCUCUCCCGGAAAUGGUCCCAUCACAUAACAACAGUGUUGUUCUUUGGCUUUGGACUAUGGUCCUUGUGGGACGCUUUUAAAGAAGAUGGGGGUGACGAUGAGCUUGCAGAAGUUGAAGCAGAAUUGGAUGCUGAUCUAAGGGCUAAUGCAGGAGGUAGCAAACGUACUAAGGAUGAUGAUGACAAGAAGCAGAGACGUUCAUUUCUCUUGCAGUUCUUCUCACCGAUCUUUUUGAAGGCCUUUUCCAUUACAUUUUUCGGUGAAUGGGGCGACAAGAGCCAGCUAGCCACCAUCGGUCUGGCGGCAGAUGAGAACCCAUUAGGCGUGGUUCUUGGUGGAAUCUUAGGACAGGCAUUAUGCACGACUGCCGCUGUCCUUGGUGGAAAGAGCUUGGCAUCUCAGAUAUCGGAGAAAAUAGUUGGUUUAUCGGGUGGAGUUCUUUUCAUUGUUUUCGGAAUCCAAUCCUUCCUUUCGACAGUGGAGGCUUGAUACCCAUAGUUUGAUUAAUGAUUGGAGUACUCAGGAUGAUGAAAUUGAUCAAAAUUUCAGAAACAAGGACGUACGCAAAAGAUUGUGUUGGAAACACUUGAAAGCGCCUUUUGUUGUCCGAAAGCGCUUUUGACCUUCCCAUACGCAAAUCCCAAACCAACCCUAAGUUGUUCAAAUGUGAAGGAGCAAAUUAGGAAAACACUAUCCAUAUAGGUUAACACAGAGUUCAGCAGACCACUGUAACUCAGAAAGAUAAACAAUGCAAUUGCAAAACACUAAAAUUAAUCCUCUUUUUUAUUAAACUA
Pyrus x bretschneideri (Chinese white pear) is the source of this 1264-nucleotide messenger RNA. Its product is annotated as GDT1-like protein 4. The record is from RefSeq and is a predicted model, not a curated record. Gene Ontology annotation, biological process: calcium ion transmembrane transport; Golgi calcium ion homeostasis; Golgi calcium ion transport. Gene Ontology annotation, molecular function: manganese ion transmembrane transporter activity; calcium ion transmembrane transporter activity. Gene Ontology annotation, cellular component: Golgi apparatus. The transcript is spliced from 13 exons. Bases 276 to 959 code for a protein of 227 amino acids. Lineage: Eukaryota; Viridiplantae; Streptophyta; Magnoliopsida; Rosales; Rosaceae.